Molecule: messenger RNA, 1422 nt
Organism: Aspergillus fumigatus Af293
Lineage: Eukaryota; Fungi; Ascomycota; Eurotiomycetes; Eurotiales; Aspergillaceae
Source: RefSeq, a predicted model, not a curated record
AUGCUGACCCCCAUUAGGGUCCGCGGCCGUAGAAAGAAAGCCCUUGCACAGAACUCUAACCAUGCCCAAGGCGGCAAGGCAAGACCAAGCGGGCCCAAGGGCGGCCGUCCCUUGAUGUCCCGUGAGGCCAGACUCGACUCGUCUCAGGCCAGGAACAAUAAGAGAGCCCGCCUGUGGGCCGCAAGGCCAUCGAAGCGUCGCAAAACAUUGUCUUUGCUUGAGACUCUUCCGGUGGAGUUGAUCGAGAAGAUCUUCUUGUACUCGUUGAAUGUCAAUCUACCCCGUGCAUCGCCCUCGCUGGCGGCGGCGGUGUCGAGUGAGCGCAUCUAUCGCAUGUUGAUACUGCUCGGUUUCUGGAAUGAUUCCGCAUCAGAAGCUGAGGAUCCUGACUCUGCUAUCUCGAGGAUACUGAGACCGUUGGACUAUGCUCCUCUGCAGGAUGAUGACCGCGAAAAUCUUCAGACGUCCGUCCUGCGCUGCCGGUGGUGCACGAUGCCCCGGUUGCUCAUGCAGUUGUCGGACAUGACAAACCUAACUAUCCAGAGACAUUGGGUCAACGCUGGUAUUGAAAUGACUAGAGACCAACAAGAAUCCUUAGACCGGUUCCUCGCACGAGAGAACGACACUUCUACAUACGAAGGUACCGACAAAGACGGCAACCACUACACUCUAUCCAUCACUCCCUUCGUAUCAAUAAACAUCGCAUGCCAGGAAACCGACGAGCAACAAACCCACAAGAUCCUCAGCAUUAAACACUUUCCGGAGAAGCUCCUCCUUGGCGCCAGCGGAGAGGGCUUCAGCGACGACCACGCAACGCACCUCGAGAUCAUGCGAGUCGCCUGCGGGCUCAGUCGCUCCGACCACCUAGAGACAGACGUCUCUGUCUCCCGCGAAUCCCUGCACCAAGGCGUCCACAUUGCCCUCGUGGAACACAACACGAGAGCACUCGCCACCCUCCUCAAAAUAGACGAGUACAUCUUCCGCAGCAACGCAGCCGUCGCCGGCGGCUUGCCAUAUAGCAUCCCACCCGAACAUUUCCGCACAGCUGUCCGAGUCGCACGGAACGACCCCGCUCUGUUCCAAACAUUGCUUCGAGCCAGCGCGGAAUCUGUCCCGGCGGAUGAUCCCGAGAUUACGGAGUGGGCGAUGAAUCUCGGGGACCCGUUUGGCCAUUGGUUGCUGGAUUUAAUGUUAAGGCUUCCGCAGCAGAUAGAGACUGCGAAUGCGAAUCCGGCAGAGGGUGCGCUGUUCUAUCUGGGGAGAGCGAAUGGGCAGAUUGAGCUGGCGAGACGGUAUUUGCAGGAUGUAUUGAAUGUGGACGAGCUGCCGAGUUGGAUGGAGGCGUCCGAUGACCUGUUUAGGCAAUGGAGGGUUAUCACAACUACGACAGGAAGAGACAGGUUCGUAGAGAGCCAGUAUUGA